CAGCUCUUUUUCCCUCGGGGCUGCAGGAUGGGCCCACGUGCACAUGGACAUCAUUUCCCAGCUAUCAACACUAGGACCCCUUGAGAAGAACAAGAAGAAGAAGAAGAAGAAGCAGCAGCAGCAGAAGAGGCAGAAGAAGAAGAGGAGGAGGAGGAGCAGGCAGUGAGCCAGGCAGCCCAGCAGCCACAGUGUGUGAGCUGCUUCCCCGCCCCUGUGAGGUGAACGCGGCCGCGGAGCACCGACAGCAGGCGGUGAAAGGAGGUGGCAGAGCUGUCAGGAGGAAACCAAAACAUCCACAGAGCCGCUGUGAUCGCAGAGAGGAGCCGCGGUCAUGUUGUCUUAAAGAGCCGAGGCGCCGAGCUUCUUCCACCGCCGAGGUGUUCCCUUGUGUGUGUGUGUGUGUCCACCAUGUCGGAUAAGAUGUCCAGCUUCCUUCACAUCGGGGAUAUCUGCUCCAUGUACGCAGAGGGAUCCACCAAUGGUUUCAUCAGCACACUUGGCUUGGUGGAUGACCGCUGCGUUGUCCAGCCCGAUGCAGGGGACCUCAACAACCCUCCAAAGAAGUUCAGAGACUGUCUGUUCAGACUAUGUCCUAUGAACCGUUACUCGGCCCAGAAGCAGUUCUGGAAAGCAGCGAAGCCUGGAGGGAACACUGACACAGUGCUGCUCAACAAGCUCCAUCAUGCAGCCGACCUGGAGAAGAAGCAGAACGACUCUGAAAACAAAAAACUUCUUGGAACAGUAAUUCAGUAUGGGAACGUUAUUCAGCUCCUCCACCUGAAGAGCAACAAGUAUCUGACGGUGAACAAGCGUCUGCCUGCGCUGUUAGAGAAGAACGCCAUGAGGGUGAUGCUAGACACGGCAGGAAACGAAGGCUCCUGGUUUUACAUACAGCCUUUCUACAAACUACGCUCCAUUGGGGACAGUGUGGUGAUCGGGGACAAAGUGGUCCUGAACCCUGUGAAUGCUGGCCAGCCCCUGCAUGCCAGCACGCACCAGCUUGUGGAUAAUCCAGGAUGCAAUGAGGUGAACUCAGUCAACUGUAACACCAGCUGGAAGAUUGUCUUGUUUAUGAAAUGGAGUGACAAUCAGGAGAUCAUCCUAAAAGGGGGUGACGUGGUUCGGUUAUUUCAUGCAGAGCAAGAGAAAUUCCUCACAUGUGAUGAUCACAGAAGAAAACAAUAUGUUUUCCUUCGCACUACUGGACGGCAGUCAGCUACCUCGGCAACCAGCAGCAAAGCCCUGUGGGAGAUCGAGGUCGUGCAGCAUGACCCGUGCAGAGGAGGGGCGGGCUACUGGAACAGCCUGUUCAGGUUCAAACACCUGGCCACUGGACACUACCUGGCUGCAGAGGUGAAUCCAGAGUAUGAAGAGGAGUGCCUGGAGUCCCGCUCCUCACUGGACUCAGAGCAAGAAGCCUUGAGAGCCCGUUUGAGAAACGUCCAGGACAAAGUCAUGUACACUCUAGUGUCCGUUCCUGAUGGAAAUGACAUUUCCUCCAUAUUUGAACUGGACCCCACCACCUUGAGAGGGGGGGACUCACUCGUACCCAGGAACUCGUACGUGCGCCUCAGACACCUGUGCACCAACACGUGGGUUCACAGCACCAACCAACCAAUUGAUAAGGAGGAGGAGAAACCCGUCAUGCUGCGUAUCGGCACAUCUGCACUGAAAGAGGACAAAGAGGCAUUUGCCAUUGUGCCUGUCUCUCCAGCUGAAGUGAGAGACCUUGACUUUGCCAAUGAUGCCAGCAAAGUGUUGGCCUCUAUCGCUGGAAAGCUUGAAAAAGGCACCAUCACUCAGAAUGAGAGGAGAGCGGUCACUAAGCUCCUGGAGGAUCUGGUGUUCUUCGUUGUGGACAUUCCCAACAACGGACAGGAUGUUCUAGAGAUCAUGGUCAACAAACCGAACAGAGAGCGACAGAAACUCAUGAGAGAACAGAACAUUCUCAAACAGAUCUUCAAGCUGCUGCAGGCUCCCUUCACAGACAGUGGUGAUGGGCCCAUGCUGCGACUGGAAGAGCUGGCUGACCAGCGACAUGCCCCCUUCAGACACAUCUGCCGCCUGUGUUACCGGGUUUUGCGUCACUCUCAGCAGGACUACCGCAAGAACCAGGAGUAUAUCGCUAAACAGUUCCGCUUCAUGCAGAAACAGAUCGGCUAUGACGUCCUGGCCGAGGACACAAUCACGGCUCUGCUCCACAACAACCGCAAGCUGCUGGAGAAACACAUCACUGCUGCGGAGAUCGACACAUUCGUUAGUCUGGUCCGCAAGAACCGAGAGCCAAGGUUCCUGGACUACCUGUCAGACUUGUGUGUGUCAAUGAAUAAGUCCAUCCCUGUGACACAGGAGCUCAUCUGUAACGCAGUGCUGGAUCCAGCUAACGCAGACAUCCUCAUAGAAACAAAUAAUGUGAUGAGGUCUAUUCAUGGGGUUGGGGAGCUGAUGUCCCAAGUAGUUCUUAGAGGAGGAGGCUUCCUUCCCACAACGUCCACCAACAGCUCGAAUGGAGACACAGUCAAGACUCAGACUGAACCAGAGAAGCAGGACAUACUGGUCAUGGACACCAAACUUAAAAUCAUAGAGAUCCUGCAGUUUAUCCUGAAUGUCCGUCUGGACUACAGGAUCUCCUGUCUGCUGUCCAUAUUUAAGAGGGAGUUUGAUGAGAGUAACUCUCAGAGUGAAUUAUCUGUAACUGGAGCAGUGGAGGGACCAAACAACAUGCCAGGUGCUUUGGAUUUCGAACACAUAGAGGAGCAGGCCGAAGGGAUCUUUGGUGGAAGUGAGGAGAACACCCCGCUGGACCUGGACGAUCAUGGCGGUCGUACCUUCUUGAGGGUCCUCCUCCAUUUAACCAUGCAUGAUUAUCCACCUCUGGUGUCCAGAGCUCUACAUCUGCUCUUCCGGCACUUCAGCCAAAGGCAGGAGGUUCUGCAGGCGUUCAAGCAGGUCCAGUUGUUGGUCACCAGCCAAGAUGUAGAAAAUUACAAGCAAAUAAAGUCGGACUUGGACCAGCUGCGCUCCAUCGUGGAGAAGUCUGAGCUGUGGGUGUACAAGAGGCAGGGGCCUGAUGAAGGCAUGGACACAGGAGAGGGACUGUCCACUGAGUCAGAAAAUAAAAAGGGAGACUCUGGGGGCACAGACAAACCGAAGAAACCAGAAAGUACGAGCAGUUACAACUACAGAGUGGUGAAAGAGAUCCUGCUGCGGCUCAGCAGGUUGUGUGUCCAAGAAGGUCUAUCAGGUAGGAAGAGCAAGAAACAGCAGCAGAGACUUUUGAGGAAUAUGGGAGCUCAUGCCGUGGUCCUAGAGCUCCUACAGAUCCCCUAUGAGAAGGGAGAAGAUUUACGUAUGCAGGACAUCAUGAAGCUCGCCCAUCAGUUCCUGCAGAACUUCUGUGCAGGAAACCAGCAGAACCAAGCCCUGCUGCACAAGCACAUCAACCUUUUCCUCAACCCAGGGAUUUUGGAAGCCAUCACCAUGCAGCACAUCUUCAUGAACAACUUCCAACUGUGUAGUGAGAUCAACGAGCGGGUGGUGCAGCAUUUUGUCCACUGCAUCGAGACUCACGGCCGCAACGUCCAGUAUCUCAAGUUCCUGCAGACCAUUGUCAAAGCAGAGAAUAAGUUCAUCAAGAAGUGUCAGGACAUCGUCAUGGCAGAGCUCGUGAAUGCCGGCGAAGACGUUUUGGUCUUCUAUAAUGACCGUGCCUCCUUCCACACAUUGGUCCAGAUGAUGCGGUCGGAGCGUGACCGCAUGGAUGAAAACAGUCCUUUGAUGUACCACAUUCACCUGGUGGAGCUCUUGGCCGUCUGCACCGAGGGCAAAAACGUCUACACAGAGAUCAAGUGUAACUCUCUGUUACCACUGGAUGACAUAGUGCGUGUGGUAACACACGAGGACUGCAUCCCUGAGGUGAAGAUCGCCUACAUCAACUUCCUGAACCACUGCUACGUGGAUACUGAGGUGGAAAUGAAGGAGAUCUACACCUCAAACCACAUGUGGAAACUCUUUGAGAACUUCCUGGUUGACAUUUGCAGGGUGUGCAACAAUACGAGUGAUCGUAAACAUGCGGACACCGUUCUGGAGCGCUAUGUGACAGAGACGGUCAUGAGCAUCGUGACAACUUUUUUCAGCUCUCCUUUUUCUGACCAGAGCACCAGCCUGCAGACCAGGCAGCCGGUCUUUGUGCAGCUGUUGCAGGCUGUGUUCAGGGUCUACCACUGUAACUGGCUGGUCCCAGUCCAGAAGGGCUCUGUGGAGAACUGUAUAAAGGUGCUCUCUGAUGUUGCUAAAGGCAGAGCUAUAGCCAUCCCAGUGGACCUGGACAAUCAAGUGAACAAUCUGUUUGUCAAGUCCAACAACAUCGUGCAAAAGACCGCCAUGAGCUGGAGACUGUCUGCCCGCAACGCCGCACGCAGAGACUCUGUGGUGACUGCCUCACGCGACUACAGGAACAUUAUCGAGAGGCUGCAGGACAUUGUGUCGGCUCUGGAGGACCGUCUGCGUCCUCUGGUCCAGGCUGAGUUGUCAGUUUUGGUGGACGUGCUGCAUCGGCCUGAGAUGCUCUUCCCCGAAAACACAGACUCACGCAAGAAGUGUGAGAGCGGGGGUUUCAUAUGCAAGCUGAUCAAACAUACCAAGCAGCUGCUGGAGGAAAAUGAGGAGCGGCUGUGCAUCAAAGUUCUGCAGACGCUGCGAGAGAUGAUGACUAAAGACCGAGGUUAUGGAGAGAAGGGCGAAGCGCUGAGACAGAUUCUGGUGAACCGUUACUAUGGCAACUUCCAUCGGAGUGGUGGGCGGAGGGACAGCCUGACGUCAUUCACGAAUGGCCCCCUCAGUCCGGUAGGACCGAGCAAAAGCCAAUCAGCCUUAGGGGGCCCCGGGGGCCUGAGUCGCGGUGAAAUGAGCCUGGCAGAGGUGCAGUGUCACCUGGACAAAGAGGGAGCGUCUGACCUGGUUAUUGACCUCAUCAUGAACACCACCAGUGACCGAGUCUUCCAGGAAAGCAUCCUCCUGGCCAUAGCAUUGCUGGAAGGUGGAAACACCACCAUUCAGCAUUCCUUCUUUUGCCGCCUGACAGAGGACAAGAAAUCAGAAAAGUUCUUCCGGGUUUUCUACGAUCGUAUGAAAUUGGCCCAGCUGGAAAUCAAAGCCACAGUGACGGUUAAUACCAGUGACCUAGGAAACAGGAAGAGGGACGAUGACAGCCAAGAUAAAGACGUCCCCGUCCGCAAAAAAGCCAAAGACUCCACCGUGGUCAUGACAGAGGAUGUGAGAGAGCAGCUAAUAGAGGCCUCGUCCGCCACCAAGAAGGCCUUCAACUCCUACCGGCGAGAGGCCGAUGCCGAUGAACACUUCACCGCAGCAGACGGCCAGCCCAGCACAGGAGACAAGAACCAGGACGAUGGAGAGAUGAGCUUUGUCAUCGUCAUCAUGCAGCCGAUACUUCGCUUCCUCCAGCUUCUGUGUGAGAAUCACAACCGUGACCUGCAGAACUUCCUCCGCUGUCAGAACAACAAGAACAACUACAACCUUGUGUGCGAGACUCUGCAGUUCUUAGACUGUAUCUGUGGCAGCACCACUGGGGGCCUCGGCCUGCUGGGGCUCUACAUCAAUGAGAAGAAUGUGGCCCUCAUCAACCAAACUCUGGAGAGCCUCACAGAGUACUGCCAGGGCCCCUGCCAUGAAAAUCAGAAUUGCAUCGCCACCCAUGAGUCCAAUGGUAUUGAUAUCAUCAUUGCUCUGAUCCUUAAUGACAUCAACCCGCUUGGGAAAAAGCGAAUGGACCUGGUGCUGGAGCUCAAGAACAAUGCGUCCAAGCUGCUGCUCGCCAUCAUGGAGAGCCGCCAUGACAGCGAGAAUGCUGAGAGGAUCCUGUACAACAUGAGACCUAAAGAGCUGGUGGAGGUGAUAAAAAAGGCCUAUCUGCAGGGUGAGGUGGAGUUCGAAGAUGCAAAGGAGGAGGAGGAUAACGGGGAAGAGGAGGAACAUGAUGCCGCCUCCCCCAGAAACGUUGGACACAACAUUUACAUUUUAGCUCACCAGCUGGCGCGUCAUAACAAGGAGCUGUCCAUGAUGUUGAAGCCUGGAGGGCCCAGUGGAGAGGGAGAUGAGGCCUUGGAGUUCUACGCCAAACACACGGCUCAGAUAGAGAUUGUGCGUCACGACCGAACAAUGGAGGAGAUCGUGUUCCCUGUGCCCAACAUCUGCGAGUUCCUGACCUCGGAGUCAAAACUGCGAAUCUACUACACCACCGAGAGAGACGAGCAGGGCAGCAAGAUCAACGACUUCUUCCUGCGAGCAGAGGACCUCUUCAACGAGAUGAACUGGCAGAAGAAACUCAGAGCCCAGCAGGUGCUGUACUGGUGCUCCAGAAACAUGUCGGUGUGGAGUAACGUCUCCUUCAACCUGGCUGUGCUCAUGAACCUGCUGGUUUGCUUCUUCUACCCCCUGGAGGGGGUACACGCAGGUAUGCUCGACUCCCACCUGUCUGCGCUGCUGUGGAUGGGAGUCUUGGCGACACUGGUCAUCGUCAUCAUCAUGCCACAACCACUGGGCAUCCGCGCCCUGGUCAUCGUCACCAUCCUCCGUCUCAUCUUCUCUGUCGGCCUGGAGCCCACCCUCUUCCUUCUGGGGGCCUUUAAUGUUUGUAAUAAAAUCAUCUUCCUCAUAAGUUUUGUGGGGAAUCGAGGAACCUUCACGAGAGGCUACAAAGUCAUGGUGCUGGACUUUGAGUUCCUCUACCACCUCAUGUACCUCAUUAUCUGCUCCCUGGGGGUGUUUGUCCACGUCUUCUUCUACAGUCUGUUGCUGUUUGACUUGGUCUACAGAGAAGAGACCUUGCUCAAUGUGAUCAAGAGUGUGACACGUAACGGACGCUCCAUCGUACUCACCGCCGUGCUGGCGCUCAUCCUUGUCUACCUGUUCUCCAUUGUUGGCUACAUUUUUUUCAAAGACGACUUCAUCCUGGAGGUGGAUCGGAUUCCCAACACGACCAUGAAAAGUGGAACCAGUCUGGCCAGCGAGUUUCUGUCUGAGGAAAUGUGUCGAGGAGGGAUUGAUGAGAACUGUACCACAGGGACUCAGCAGGAAGACUUUGGCAAUGACAGUGAGGAGGACAGCGAUAUGGAGCGGACGUGCGACUCUUUACUCAUGUGCAUCGUCACUGUGCUGAGUCACGGCCUGCGGAGUGGAGGGGGUGUCGGGGAUGUUCUCCGCAAGCCUUCCAAAGAGGAACCGCUGUUUGCUGCCAGAGUCAUAUACGACUUGCUGUUCUUCUUCAUGGUCAUCAUCAUUGUCCUCAACCUCAUCUUUGGUGUCAUCAUCGACACCUUUGCUGACCUGAGGAGUGAAAAACAGAAGAAAGAAGAGGUGCUGAAGACGACCUGCUUCAUCUGUGGUCUGGAGCGGGACAAGUUUGACAACAAAACGGUGACUUUCGAGGAGCACAUCAAAGAGGAGCACAACAUGUGGCACUACCUGUUCUUUAUCGUGCUGGUGAAAGUGAAAGAUUCCACCGAGUACACGGGCCCUGAGAGCUACGUGGCUGAGAUGAUCAAGGAGCACAACCUGGACUGGUUUCCACGGAUGCGCGCCAUGUCUCUGGUGAGCAGCGACGCGGAGGGUGAGCAGAAUGAAAUCAGGAACCUGCAAGAGAAGCUGGAGUCGACCAUGAGACUGGUGGCCAACCUGUCCGGACAGCUGACUGAGCUCAAGGAGCAGAUGACAGAGCAGAGGAAGCAAAAGCAACGAAUCGGCCUCCUGGGACAUCCCCCUCACAUGAACAUCAACCCCCAGCAGCCCGCCUGAGGAUUCCCAGGUUUCACUAGUGCCUGCGUGCUCCUGAUGGUGUGCCAAGUGCGAAAUGGGAGAAUGCCAAAAAAUGUGUCCUUCUCCAGCACUGUAUGUAUUUAUGUCCGACCGUAUGCUUCAGCAGACAUUCCUACAAUAAGUGUUUGUGAAUGUCUAUGAAGGGAAAUUUAUCUGAGUAUGUUACUCGUGGCCUCAAGUGCAGAUGUGUAUGUGAGUGGAGUUUGUGCACCAAGUGCCUCGGGACCUGAAAAGCCAGUCUUGUAGGUUUGAGGAGAUGUAAACACUGACUUCAGCUUUACUAGCCUGGAUGCCUUCUGCGUUGUACCAUACUGACUGCAUGCCAAAGUCCAGCCAUUGUUCCUGAGGGAGUAUUCCUCACGAGUGGCCUUGUGUUGAGGUUUUAAUCCUCAGUGUUGCACCACCAAACUCAGGUCACAUGGAUUUGACGGUUUGUUUGAACUCUACAAUACAUUUUUUGAGAUUUUUUUUGUCUGACAGCAGAAAUAUUCAAUAAUAUGCAAAACCUAAAUAAGUAAAUGAAAUUAUACCAUCAUACAUGUAAAACAAGGAGACCACUCCUCUAUACAAACCUGAAGAAUUCCAAUUAUUUUCCAAUGUUUCUACAGCAUUGUUAGUUCAUGAAGACAUUCAUUUACUUUUGUAAUAUUUCUAUUAUCUCAAAUGAAGGUUCUACUUGUUGCAGGACACUAUUUUUUUUAACUAUGAUGUUUGAAUAAUGACCUGUAUGAACGUACUGGACGGCAGGAGAGAGUCGUGUGACUGCAGUUCAAUGCCAUGCUCGAUCAUUUGAAUUUCAUGGAGACACAAUAGAGGCAUAAAACCAAACUUAAAGGACUUUUGGGAGCUAACCGUAAAUUAGAUUUAUUAUUAUUCUUUUGUGCACUAAAUUAUUUAAUCCUCCUUUAUUUCAUUUAGUCCUGAAGCACUGAUGUUUUCUGUAGCACACACAACAAUUGUUACUUUUCGGUUGGUCACUUUGGAAAGAACCACAGCAGAAUGUGAGCCGUGUGUGUGUGUGUGAGUGUGACUGGAGAAAAAUAGAUGAAGUAAAAGAUGUCAUUCGAAGUGUUGCUUGACCGAACUGAACUUUUCUACUAAUAGAUGGUUUGUGUCUGAAUUGUACAUUCCAUUCUUGGAGUAUAUAUUUAAAUAAACAAGUGUGUAAAACGAUAUGAGGGUGAGUGUUAAACAGCAUGGGACCAUGAACAUAUGAGAAAAUAAGGUGUCACUUGAAUGGUGGCAUUUUUCAUUACAUGACAACUGAUAAUAUGUUGGUAACUAUUUAUCUCAAAUGCAGCAGUCAGAUUAAUGAAGCCUCAUGAGGAAGUACAUCCUCUACACAUGAGGAAGUGCACAUAUCUUGUAGCCAUGUGGUAUGAGGAAACACAGUAUGUUAACAUGCUGAGUACAGAGGUGACCAGAUUUAGUUUUUUAAGAUGUUCACUGUUCUUUUUACUUAGAUUUCCUGAAGACUAAUAUUACAUUCGAAAUAUAGCCCCAACAAACCUACAUUUUGCAUCCAAAGAAAAUUAUCAUUAUCAUUGUGAAAUGUUUUGAAACAGCCUGUUGUAACACUUGUCAGUGGACGUAUGUAUCACAUAAACUAAUGCAAUACUUAAAUGGCUUAAGCCAAUUUACC
This is a messenger RNA of Paralichthys olivaceus (Japanese flounder), 9475 nucleotides long. NCBI's taxonomy places the organism in Eukaryota, Metazoa, Chordata, Actinopteri, Pleuronectiformes, Paralichthyidae. The record is from RefSeq and is a predicted model, not a curated record.